AUGCACAGCGUGGAAUUGACCGACCGGCAGAGACAUGCCGAGGGGGCGACGGCCGGCGGCGCCGCAGCCGAUCCCGAGUCGGGCGACGAGAUGCCGCUCGACGACGCGGGAAGCCGCAUCGAGCAGCAUCUGGCGCCCGUCGACGGCGGCAUCGCCGCCUGGCGAGUCUUGCUGGCGGCUUUCAUGUUUGAAGGCUGUCUUUGGGGCUUCCCCAUGUCCUACGGUGUUUUCCAAAACUACUACUCUACGAUUCCUGAAUUCGCCGGCAACAAAUACAUUGGCGUUGUCGGCACCAUUGCCUCGGGCGUCGGCUACCUCGGCGCGCCCGUCAUGAUGCUGCUGAUCCAGCGGCACCAGCGGUGGCUGCGUCCCAUGAUUUGGAUCGGCUGCAAGUUAUCCCUUCCGUGGCCCUUGUGCAUCCUCAGCCUCGUGGCGGGGUCCUUUGCCACGACGCUCGAGGGCCUCAUCCUCACGCAGGGCGUCGCUUACGGGUUCGGCUUCCUCAUCUUCUACUACCCGAUCCUGCACAUGGUGAGUGAGUACUGGGUGGCGCGUCGCGGCAUGGCCUUUGGCAUCCUGUGCGGCGCCUCGGGCAUCUCGGGGACGGCGAUGCCGCUCGUCGUGCAGGUGCUGCUCGCGCGGUACGGCUACGCGGUGACGCUGCGUGCCGUCGCCGUCGCCCUCGUGGUGCUCACGGGCCCGCUCAUGCCGUUCCUCCAGGGCCGCGUGCCGGCGGCGCAGCGGCGGCGCGGACCGGCGCCGCCGGCCGACUGGCGCUUCCUGCGCAGCUCGCUGUUCUGGACCUACUCGCUGUCGAACCUGCUGCAGGGCUUCGGCUACUUCUUCCCGGCGCUGUACCUGCCGUCGUACGCCAGCGCGCUCGGGCUCGGCGAGCGCAGCGGCGCGCUGCUGCUCGCCGUCAUGAGCGUCGCCCAGGUCUGCGGCCAGUUCGCCUUUGGCUACCUCUCGGACCGCAAGAUCUCGACAAACGUGCUCGCCGCCACGGCCGUCGCCGUCGCCUCCGUCGCCUGCCUCGCCAUGUGGCAGCCGGCCCGCUCGCUCGCGCCGCUCGUGUGCUUCGCCGUCGCCUACGGCUUCUUCGCCGCCGGCUACACGGCCAUGUGGGCGCGCAUGAGCACCAACGUCUGCCAGGGCGAUGCCGCCUCGGCCCCCAUGGUCUACGGCCUGCUCAACUUUGGCAAGGGCCUCGGCAACAUCUUUUCCGGCCCCAUCGGCGGCAACCUGAUCGCCUCCGCCGGCAGCCAGUUUGGCGGCGACGCGCUGGCGUACCGGUGGGUGGUCGUGUUUACGGGUAUCUGCAUGCUGGCGAGCGCUGGAACGCUUGCGGCCAAAUACUUGAAGCCUGCAAGGAUGCUUUUUAAUGCAUAG
Molecule: messenger RNA, 1389 nt
Organism: Cordyceps militaris CM01
Lineage: Eukaryota; Fungi; Ascomycota; Sordariomycetes; Hypocreales; Cordycipitaceae
Product: Major facilitator superfamily transporter
Exons: 3
Coding region: 1-1389 (462 amino acids)
Biological process (GO): transmembrane transport
Cellular component (GO): fungal-type vacuole membrane
Molecular function (GO): transmembrane transporter activity
Source: RefSeq, a predicted model, not a curated record